Molecule: messenger RNA, 1759 nt
Organism: Myzus persicae (green peach aphid)
Lineage: Eukaryota; Metazoa; Arthropoda; Insecta; Hemiptera; Aphididae
Product: 52 kDa repressor of the inhibitor of the protein kinase-like
Exons: 2
Molecular function (GO): protein dimerization activity
Source: RefSeq, a predicted model, not a curated record
UUGUCAUGGUAAUUCUUAUAAACAAAUUCAGUUUGUAAAAAAACCAUGUAUUAAGUAUAAAGAUUUUCACAAAAAAGCAUGCGAACAUAAAGUUUCUAAGACACACUUACAAUGCACAGAAAAUGCUGUUAAUUUCAUUAAGGUCUUUUCUAACAAAGCUAUUACUGUUUUUGAUAAAAUUAACACUUCUCAUAAGUUACUGAUUGAUAAUAAUAGGAAAAAAAUUGUGCCUAUUAUUUCAAGUAUACUGUUUUGUGGCACUCAAGAAAUUGCUUUGCGUGGAAAAACAUCAAAUGAUGGAAAUUUUAAUUCUUUAAUUAAUUUUAGAAUUGAAAGUGGUGAUAAAAUUUUACAAAGUCAUUUAGAAUCAAGCCCCAAAAAUUCCAAAUAUAUUUCAGCUAGAGUUCAAAAUGAAAUAAUUGAUAUUACAGGAAAAAUAAUCUUAAGCAGAAUAACAAACUAUUUAGUGAAAUCACAAUCAUUUUUUUCUAUUCUCGCUGAUGAGACUGCUGAUAUUUCUGGUACAGAACAGUUAUCUAUAGGCAUAAGAUACAUCUCAUUUGAAUCAGAAAACCCUGUAGUCAAAGAAGAAUUUUUAGGUUUUGUUGCUUUAACAGAUAUGCAUGCUAAAAUUGUAGUAAAAUCUAUAAUACAUUUUUUGAGAAACUGUGGUCUUAAUUUAAACAAUUUAGUAGGACAAGGAUACGAUGGCUGUAGUGCUAUGUCAGGUAUUCAUAAUGGUGUUCAAGCAAUUAUUAAAAAUGAAUUUCCUAAAGCUGUAUUUGUACAUUGUUCAUCACAUAGACUAAAUUUAGUAAUAAAUGAUUUGAAUAAACUUCAGCAUGUUCAAAACUGUGCUGGAAGUAUCAGGUCAAUUAUUAAAUUUUUUAGGUUAAGUCCUAAAAGAAGAAAAAGAAUAGAAAACAUUCCUUUAUUUUGUGAGACUAGAUGGUCGGAAAAAUAUAAAACUAUAAGAAUUUUUAGCGAACAUUUUAUUGGGAUAGUAGAACAAUUAGAAAUAAUAUCUAUGGAAACAGGCGUUGAUUCACAAACAAAAAGUCAAGCAUUUCAGUUACAUAGUGCAGCAACUAAAUCAAAUUUUUUAGUGUGUUUAUUUAUAAUGGCAACAUUUUCUGCUCAACUAGAACCUAUAACAAAUGCAUUACAAGCAGUACAGUUAGAUUUAUCUCAAGCUCGAAAAUAUAUUAGUGAAAUCAUUGAAGUUUUUAACAACCUGGAUGCGAAUAAUUAUUUUCAUGAGAUUUUUAAAAAAGCUAAAAAUGUUGCAAAUGAGCUUGGAGAAGAAAUUAAAAUUCCUCGUAUUGUUUCUAACCAAAAGCAUCGUUCAAAUCAUCCAAUAAAUACUCCUGAAGAUUAUUUUAGAGUUUCCUUAUACCAACCAUAUUGUAUGUUAUGGUAUAAUGUGUGGAAAAAUAGAAACACAAGUCAAAGUGAAAUGAAAAACAUAAGUUUCAUAAGUCUAUUAGAUGAAGCAAAUUUAUAUCCAGCAAUUCAUAUUGUUCUAACUAUUGCAUUAACUCUACCAGUUACUACUUGUUCAGUAGAAAGAACUUUUAGUACAUUGCGUAGAGUAAAAACUUGGACAAGAAAUACUAUUGGUGAUAAUCGACUUAAUGGUUUAUGCAUGAUGGUUGUCCAUAAAGAGUUUGUCAAAAGUCAUAAAUUAGAAUUGAUUGAAGAAAUUAUAAAUGAAUUUGGUUUACUACCACGCAGAAUGGAACUAUUAUUCAAUGAUUGA